Messenger RNA from Sodiomyces alkalinus F11, 1716 nucleotides. RefSeq names its product bacterial leucyl aminopeptidase. The record is from RefSeq and is a predicted model, not a curated record. Gene Ontology annotation, biological process: proteolysis. Gene Ontology annotation, molecular function: metalloexopeptidase activity. The transcript is spliced from 2 exons. The coding region runs from base 301 to 1581 and encodes 426 amino acids. NCBI's taxonomy places the organism in Eukaryota, Fungi, Ascomycota, Sordariomycetes, Glomerellales, Plectosphaerellaceae.
GUCAACCAGCUUCCCUUUCAAGCGUAGCUCGGAGGGGACAAUCAGACUGGGGCUCUGGGGUACCAACCACCAAGCAAGGGUUGACGAUGCCGCCAUGUGAAGCCAGUCGAUGACUCGGAGUCGGUCAACAGUGUCGGACCGCAUGCCCAUAUCACUUGUGCACCUAUAUGAAGGCUCGUUCCGACCUUGGUUCUCCUGCCUCCUCCUCUCCAGCUCAGACUCUCUCCACGACGUCCCGUCCAACUUGAUUGAGUUCAGUUUCCUAGACCCGUUCUACCCCUCCCCGAGCCGACCGUCGUCAUGCGUUACACCACCCCCAUCCUCGCGGCCCUCGCCGCCACGGCUACGGCCACGGCCCCUAUGGAGCGUGCUACCAAGAUGUUCACUCUUGAGACCGCACCUGGCGAGACGAUCGAGGUGACCGAGGAGGAGAAGUUCCAAUUGAUGGAUCAAGGCAAGCACUUCUUCGACAUCACCGAGUUCAAGGACGCCGAGAUCUCCGCCCUCCGCCUCCUCGAGGACGACUCCCGCCCUUUCCCCAACAAGCUGCACCAGCGCUGCACCGUCGAGAAGCUCCACGCCAAGAUCGACCUCGACACGAUCAAGACCCAACUCGAGGAGUUCACCACCUUCCACAACCGCUACUACCAGUCCCAGUACGGCGUCGCCGCCGCCGAGUGGCUGUACGAGCGCGUCCGCGAGGUCAUCCAGGCGAGCGGCAACCCGCUCGCCACCGUCCGCCUUGUCCGCCACGUCGCCUGGGCCCAGCCCAGCAUUGUGGCUACCAUCCCUGGCUCGGACCGCGACCGCAUCGUCGUGGUCGGUGCUCACCUGGACUCGGUCAUUUCCGGUGAUCGGGGUGCCGGCCGUGCUCCGGGUGCCGGUACGUUUCUUUUACGUUUCUUUCCUUUCCUUUUAUAUUGGUUUCUUUUUCUAUUCUUUUUUUAUUUUUAUUUCUUUUUUGCUUUUUUUGUUCUCUCUCUUCUUCCACUUCGCGUGACCUGUCACUCACACCAUCUCCCAGACGACGACGGCUCCGGCUCCCUCAUGAUCCUCGACGCCCUGCGCGUGCUGCUCACCGACCCCCGCAUCGCCGACGGCGACCUCCUCAACACCAUCGAGUUCCACUGGUACGGCGCCGAGGAGGCCGGCCUGCUCGGCUCGCAGGACAUCUUCACCCAGUACCGCGGCCUGAACCGCCAGGUCGUCGCCAUGCUGAACCAGGACAUGGUGGGCUACAAGGGCCGCGACGGCAUCGAGCGCUUCGGCCUCGUCACCGACUGGACCUCGCCCUCGCAGAACGAGUACAUGAAGCUCCUCAUCGGCGAGUACACCGACAUCCCCUACGAGGAGUCCCGGUGCGGCUACGCCUGCUCCGACCACGCGUCGGCCAACCGCAACGGCUACCGCUCCUCGUUCGUGUUCGAGACCCCCUUUGGGAACCAUAACCCGCUCAUCCACACGCCCAACGACACGAUGGACACGGUCGACUUUGACCACGUCUACCAGCAUGCUAAGCUCACCACGGGGUAUCUCUAUGAGCUGGGCUACUGGCCUUUUGCUCCUGAGACGUCUUUGUGAGGGAGGGACCCCCGGAAGGAUCAUAAAAUAACAUAGUAGAUAAUGAAGGAAUCAAGAUGAAUGAUGACGCUUGGAGACAUUUACAAGUUUCCCCCGUGGGCUUCAUGUUUCGAACCCGAUGAGGGAGAACAUAAU